AUGUCAGAUUAUCUUUCUGAAGAACUUGUGGGUGAAAUCCUGAAGAGGCUACCGGUAAAAUCUCUACUGAAAUGCAGAAGUGUUUGCAAAUCAUGGUAUUCUGUAAUCGCAAACCCUAAAUUCAUUUCCCUUCACUUGGCUCACACCACUGAAGCCAACAAAAUCUACUAUCUUGUCAUGACAGAAUGUAUUUCUGACGAACCACAUUUUGUGUUGUACAAUGAUAAUGACUCAUUUAGUGAGUUUAAACGAUUGGAUUUGCAUUCAUUUCAUGAGCGUGGAAAUGAUCAUUUCCUUUCCUAUUUCAAAUUUGUUGGUUCAUGCCAUGGUUUGGUUUGCUAUUCUAUUCCAAAAUUUGAGCGCCUGAUUGUUUGGAAUCCAUCAAUUGCGGAGUUUAUUACAGCAUCUUUAAGCAAGCUUUCGGACGGCCUUGAGGAGAUUGUUGGAUUCGGGUUUGAUAGGAAGAACGAUGACUACAAAUUUGUGAGGAUUAUUUUUUCUGUGCAAGAUGCAACUUCUCCACCAGUUGCUGAAAUUUUUCAACUUGGCUCUAAUUCUUGGAAGACGGUUACCGUUAAGAAUGUAGAUCGCGACGUUUAUGGUUUCGAAUCUUGCGUUGAGUUGAAUGGUGUUAUUCAUUGGUUUGCAAAAAUACACAAUGGCCAGAGAAAAGGGAUAGCAUCACUUGAUUUGAGCAACGAAGCAUCUCAAGAGUUAAUGCUCCCUCAUGCCCUAGCUGAAUUAAGGUACGGUGAUCGCUGUUCUUUAAAAGUGUACAACCAGUUAUCAGCUGCGAUACACUAUGCUGAAUUCAGUAUGAAGCAAUUGUGCUAUUUUAGAUGUUCAAUUUGGGUGAUGAAAGAGUAUGGUGCAGCAGAAUCCUGGACUAAACAAUUUACCAUAGAUUUUAAAAAUCAUGGAGGUAUUACGUCAGUGCUAAGCUUACAAGGGAAUGGUCGAAUUCUUAUGGAGGUGCCACACAAUUUAUUAGCUACUUAUGACCCUCAGACAGAAAGGGUCACCCCUCUUGGGAUAUAUGGUCUACCCUACCUCCGGGUGUAUUCUUACGUGGAGAGCCUUGUUUUACUCAAGGGAAAAAGCAACAACAAAAAGGUUGAAGCAAGCAUAGAAGGGUAA
Molecule: messenger RNA, 1137 nt
Organism: Mercurialis annua (annual mercury)
Lineage: Eukaryota; Viridiplantae; Streptophyta; Magnoliopsida; Malpighiales; Euphorbiaceae
Product: F-box/kelch-repeat protein At3g06240-like
Exons: 1
Coding region: 1-1137 (378 amino acids)
Molecular function (GO): protein binding
Source: RefSeq, a predicted model, not a curated record